AAUAUGGAGGACCAAGGAGAACAACAAGCACCACCGACUGAUGGAAACUUUCCUCAGCCAGCUGCACUCACGAGCGAUCCGCAGAUUUUAGAGACACCCGAAGACAUCAGAAACCGAAGAAACCAGGUUCUUGACCGAUAUGCAGCUUUCAAGGAGGCAACGGACGAACGUCGACGACGCCUUGAAGAGGCAAAACGGUAUCAAUACUUUAAGCGCGAUGCCGACGAAUUGGAAAGUUGGAUGCUGGAAAAGUUGCAGACCUACCAGAACGAGGACUUCAAGGACCUUGCCAAUUUACAAAGCAAAAAACAAAAGCAUCAAGCCCUGGAAUUGGAGGUGAAGGCUCAGUCAGAAACUUUAGCUUCUUUGGAUAAAAGCGGCGAGGAAAUGAUAUCGCAAAACCACUACGCGUCCGAGAUAAUAAGGAACCGUUUAGAUGAUCUACACGCUCUCUGGGACAAAUUAAUGGCCAUGUUCCGCGAAAAGUCUCGUUUGCUAAAUCUUACCCUGGAGUACGUACAAUUUCUGCGUCGGGUGGAUGAGAUUCUGUUUUGGAUUCGUGAAAAAGAAACUUUCGUAACCUCAGAGGAAUUUGGACAGGAUCUAGAACAUGUUGAAACACUCCAGAAAAAGUAUGACGAAUUUGUCAAGGACUUGGAAUACCAAGAAGGACGGGCUGCAGAAAUAUACACGAAAGCCGACGAACUUAUUCAAGAACUGCCUGAAGAAACUCUCGUCAUGGACAAGAAACGUGAAGUUCAAGAGGCCCUGGAGCGCCUGAAGGAUCUCGCCAGGAAACGCCAGCAAAAACUGUUUGAGGCUCACGAGAUCCAACGUUUCUUCCGCGAUACUGAUAAAACCAUUUCCUGGAUAAAUGAGAAGUCAAUUCCACUGUCUGUUGAAGACUGCGGCCGUGACCUUGUGUCCGUUCAAGCCCUGCAAAGAAAACACGAGGCGUUGGAGCGUGAUCUGGCUGCAUUAGAGGACAAAGUUACACAGUUAGGCGCAUGCAUGGAAGAGGGUCAGCGACUGGUCGAUGCGGGUCACCCCACGAGUGGAGACAUUGUUGCCAAGAUGAAUACGCUGGAGCGUGAAAGAGCAGCGCUGUUAGCUCUUUGGGAUGAACGACGAAUUCAGUUUGAGCAGUGCAUGGAUCUGCAACUGUUCUACAGAGAUGCCGAACAGGCUGAAACCUGGAUGGCCAAGCAGGAGGCUUUCCUAGAUAACAAGGACGUGGGAGACUCUUUGGACGCUGCCGAGGCUCUUAUACGCAAACAAGAAGAUUUUGAAAAGUCCUUAGCUGCCCAGGAGGAGAAAAUCAAGCACUUGGAGGCCCUUGCAGGCAAACUGGUUGACGGUGGUCACUACGCGUCGCCUGAGAUUGCCAGUCGUAAGGAGGCCCUUCUUCAGCGCAGGACGGCCCUCCAAGAGAAAGCAGCUCUUCGUCAUAACCAGCUCGAGGACUCGCACCGUUAUCACAUGUUCGAUCGUGAUGCGGAUGAAAUAAAGGCCUGGAUUGUCGAAAAACUUAAGACAGCUACAGACGAGAGUUACAAAGACCCAACAAACUUGCAGACGAAAGUGCAGAAACACCACAAUUUCGAGUCUGAAAUUAACGCUAACCAGCCGCGUAUUGAGGACGUCAAAAAGAUGGGCACCGACCUACUGGAUGCUAACCACUACAAAUCGGAUGAUAUUCGUGCCAGGAUAAAUGAGUUGGAUGACCUAUGGGCCAAGCUAAUAGAUGCCAUGACCAAGAAGGGCAAGAAUCUAGAGCAGGCGAACAACCAGCAGCAGUUUGUGCGUAAUAUCGAAGACAUCGAAAUCUGGCUGUCCGAAGUAGAGGCCCAAGUUGCGUCAGAUGAUCAG
Dibothriocephalus latus is the source of this 1869-nucleotide messenger RNA. The record is from the annotation of a GenBank genome assembly. NCBI's taxonomy places the organism in Eukaryota, Metazoa, Platyhelminthes, Cestoda, Diphyllobothriidea, Diphyllobothriidae.